Molecule: messenger RNA, 2218 nt
Organism: Rubroshorea leprosula
Lineage: Eukaryota; Viridiplantae; Streptophyta; Magnoliopsida; Malvales; Dipterocarpaceae
Source: the annotation of a GenBank genome assembly
AUAUAUAUAAUACUUGUUUCUUUCCAAAUAGAACAGCUAGUCGGAAAGCCAUGGCAGAGAAGAGCAGCCCAAAGGAUUUCGUGAUCGCAAUGCCUGUAAACCCAACGAUGUCAAACUCAGAAGAACACCCUGACACAUUUUCAACAGGAAUCCAGAAAGGAUCCUCUCAAGAAAAUCUCACACAGAGAAUCGUAUCAUCGACCUCUCCAACUUCUCCUUUGUCCGACAAAAUUGAAAGUCCAAACCUAAACGAGUCUCAAAAAAGGGACAAAGAUGCCACUCCUUUGAAAUCUGUAGUCGAAGAUGAGGAGGAAGAUGAAAAAACCCAAGCUGGUAAUGAAAGCGCAAAUUGGGAUAAGUGGACGUGGUUAGUCAUAUUUGAGUGGGUUGUAUUGGUCUGCUGUACGGGAUGUACAGUUGCUAGCUUAACCAUAGACCCCUUAAAAAACCAUGUGAUUUGGGGUUCGGAAUUAUGGAAAUGUUUUGUGCUUGUGCUGGUUUUCUUCUGCAGUGGACUUUUCACCCGAUGGAUGAUCAAUAUUGCAGUUUUCUUCAUGUGUAGUAACUUUGUCAAGCAGCUUGUUAGAUGCGAGAAGGUUCUGUAUUUUGUUCAUGGAGUGCGGAAGAGUGUUUGGCUUUGUAUGUGGGUGUUGUUGGUUCUUCUAACUUGGGUUUUGUUGUUUGAUGUUUACCAAAUUAAGAGAUCAGAGAAAGCCACAAGGAUUGUGAAUUUGAUUAGGAGAGUUUUUUGUUCUUCUCUUCUAGGGACACUUAUAUGGCUGGGAAAAGCUAUUCUUGUGAAGAUAUUAGCUUCUAAGUUUCAAGGUAAAAGAUUCUUUCGUAGGAUUCGCGCAGCAAUCCUUCAUCAGCAUAUAAUUGAGGUGCUCAAUAGGCGACAUUUGACUCAAACUAAGAUCAAUUCAGUCAUUUUCAAGUGGAUUUCUGAGUUUGGGGGGAUGAAGAAAGCCUCUGCCUGGACCAUUAAUGGAUUUAUGAAAGUCGCAAAUGGUUCAGUGUUAAUUGUUGCAGAUGCUGAUACAGCAAAUAAAGCUGCUAUUCAGAUUUUCAACAAUUUAAUUCACCAAAAGUCAAAGAGCUCUAUGAGAAAGAAAAGCAUAACAAAGGAUGAUCUCUUGUCCUACUUUGAUAAUGAUAAGGACAUUGAACAAGUUCUUCGAAAACAGUUUAAGAAUGAAGAGAUCACCAACUCUGAUUUCGAGGAUUGGCUGGCAAGUUCUUCUGUUUUUCUUUAUAUAUCUUCCAUGCACCAGCUUAAUUCUUUUAGAGAGUUUUUCAAAUGCUUCCCUACAUUGAUUGUUCUUGGGUGUUCAUAUGAAAAAGUUUACAACCAGCGUAAUUCGUUGGCACGAAGCUUGACAGAUUCCAAGACCGCAAUUGAAGAGCUCGAAAGGCUUGCUAAUGUGAUUGUAGCUAUUGUGAUCCUCGUUUUCUGGUUAUAUCAAAUGAGAAUUUUAACAAUAGAAGCACUUGUCUUCACUUCUUCUCAACUUCUGCUUCUGACAUUCAUGUUUGGUAACACUUUGAAGACCGUAUUUGAAGCCAUCAUAUUUGUAUUUGUGGUGCACCCUUUUGAUGUCAAUGACUAUUGUGUCAUCGAUGGAGAACAGUUGCUUGUUGAUGAGAUGAAUCUAAAUACAACAAUCUUUUUAAAAGAUGACAGGGAGAAAGUAUACUAUCCAAAUUCAGUUUUGGCUACAAAACCCAUUAGCAACUUUUACAGGAGUGACAAGAACAUUGUUGAUUCUAUCGAAUUCACUGUUGAUGCUUCCACAAACGCAAACCAAAUAAGAUCCCUUCGAAAAGAUAUCAAAGGUUACAUGCAGUCCCACGAUGAUUGUUAUUCUGAUCCCAGCGUAGUGGUUGAGGACUUUGAUGACGUGAACAAGAUAAAGCUGGGUGUCUAUUUUAGGCACACCAUAAACUUCCAGAACUACGGGAAGAAGAGAAAGCGAAGGUCUAAGAUAGUCUUAAAGCUGAAGGAAAUUUUGGAAAGUCAUCAAAUCAAAUUUCAUUUUCUGCCUAAAGAAGCUUCUUCCGAUGGAAAAUCUUCUCCGUUACCUCUUGCUAAAAAAUAGUCAAUUUUCUUAUAUGCCAAAUAAAUUUCACCUUUUUAUGUACUAAUUUUGUACUUGCUCUUUUUUUCUCUUUAUUUUAGCUCUGCUAUUUGAUCUUCAAUUAAUAGAAUUCACAACUUUAA